This is a messenger RNA of Salpingoeca rosetta, 654 nucleotides long. RefSeq lists its product as uncharacterized. The record is from RefSeq and is a predicted model, not a curated record. The transcript is spliced from 2 exons. Bases 1 to 654 code for a protein of 217 amino acids. NCBI's taxonomy places the organism in Eukaryota, Choanoflagellata, Craspedida, Salpingoecidae.
AUGGACACCAACGAAGACGGCCCAGGGCCCGCCAUGCCCGAGUUGACGGUCGAGCCCAUGAACGCAGCCACCGCCACGAUGACAGCUGAAGCGCAUACCAUGCCCUCCCCCGAAGGCAGCAGCACUCCAACCAGCACCAGCAGCACCAGCAGCAGCGGUAUCACCAGCGACGCGGUGGCCUUGCGCCAUAUCCGCCGCCACGGCAACGCCAACAGCGGCACAGCUCGCCCCACCCGCCGCACCGCCGCCGCUGCCACGACGACCCGCAACGCCGCCCGCAACAGCACCAGCGCAAUCACCACAUCGCGUGCCACCGCUGUUCUUCGUGCAACCCUGCAGGUGGAGGUGCACCCCCGACGCAGCGUCACGUCCGAAGCGCUCAGGGCCAAACUCGACGGCCUCAUACGCCAGGGCGGUCGCGCUGCUGUCCUCACCAGGGGCGACUUCUUCUUGCCUGCUGGCAACGCAGCCGUCGUCACGCCAGGAUACAUGCACCGCAGCACGCCAAGGCCAACACGCCCGUCGCCGCUUCGCCAGGAGCAGAGCGCCGUUGUCGCUGAUCGUGCCGCUGUUCGUGCUGGCGGUGACCGGGACCGUGAGGUUGACGGUGUUGCUCAGCGCAUGCAGGGCGUCACCAUCACCCGCCAGCAGUGA